AUGAUUAUUGACGCCUGCCCAUCGUCAGCGGACCUGAUAGAGUCGGAGCUUAUUGGGCCGGGAUGCCUCUUUCGCCAACAUUCGGAUAAUCUUUUGCAGUUCAUAUGUGGCAAGCGAGCGGAAGCGAUAGAGUUGAGACGGAGCCAACUAGCUCCACUGAACACAAACGUUGCUAUGGUAUUAUCGAAGAUUCCUCCUUCCGAAUCUCAUCUCUUUGACGAGAAUAAAAUUGAGGAUCUGUUAAAGUCACAAGCAGGAAGCCUGAGGCCGACAUUUAAGAGGAAAAUUCCUUUCGCGAAACAAGACCAGUAA
Messenger RNA from Acanthoscelides obtectus, 312 nucleotides. The record is from the annotation of a GenBank genome assembly. Lineage: Eukaryota; Metazoa; Arthropoda; Insecta; Coleoptera; Chrysomelidae.